This is a messenger RNA of Mesorhabditis belari, 3675 nucleotides long. Lineage: Eukaryota; Metazoa; Nematoda; Chromadorea; Rhabditida; Rhabditidae. The record is from the annotation of a GenBank genome assembly.
AUGAGCUGGUUGGCGGAUUUGCUCGUCAAAAAUAGCUCGGAUCCGAGAGAACGUCUCGAAUUGGGUCAAGCUCUGGUUUCGUCUCUCCAAAUUCAACCACUUCCCACCGAUUCCACGCAACUCAACGACUUUUGCGAUAUUGCUUUUCAAUGGCUUGCCGGGAGCAAUUUUAAAGUAGCCUUGUUAGCCUUGGAGGCUCUAGAUGUGGCCGUGAAUGUGAACGGACCCGUUUUGAUGCCAUAUCUAAUUGAUCGGAUUACACAAAUGAUCGAUCGACUAGGCGACUCAAAAACGGCAGUUCGAAUGUCGACAUCCGAUCUACUCUUCACAAUGGCAACGAAUGGCCCACAGAUAAUUCUGGAAAAAGUGAUGCCAGCGCUGGGGCACCGAGUGUGGAUGGUGAGAUGCGGGGGAAUGGACGUGAUUACGAGAAUCGUCAUAAAUAACAAAGCCCUAACACCGCAAAUCGCUCGAUUUUUGCCGACUUUUUGCGCCCUCAUGGCCGAUCCGAAUCCAGAGGUCCGAGAAUCGGCGAACGAAGCCUUGGCCCAAUUGAUGGCGGCGUUUGGACCCGAGAUUGUACAAAGCAUUCAACAGCAAAAGUUGUUGCCUGAUAAAAAACUAGAACAACUGGCUGCACGCUGCGAGGAAGCGCUACGAAACAGCCCGGUGAGGAGCUCACGGCCAACUACACGAAUAGCCCAAGUCAGACGUUUCCCACCGCCCACCCAACCACAGCCACAACAAUCAUUUCUCCCGCAAAGGAUGAGUAGUCACGAUCCAUCCAGAAUCGAUAACGAGAUGAGGAGCGCGAAAUUAGAAGCCGGGGUAAUAACCGAAGAGAAUAUUCGCGAUGCCUUCCCGCAAGCACCGCCGCAACUUACUCGGCCGUUUGCAGAAGAAUUGGAGGCGGUGAAAGCAAUAAUACUAGAUAUUAACCUGGAUUGGGCGAAACGACAGGCAGCUCUCAAGCGAAUUCGUGAAGUCGCGAUGUUGGACGAAGCAAAUGGCGAAGUUUUUGCAGCAUCUAUCAAAGCAAUGACGUCUGGGCUAACGGCAAAUUUAAAGGACCUUCGAUCACAGAUCAUGAAAGAGACUUGCAUCACGUUAUGUUUUCUUUGUGAACGUUUUGGAUUGCGUAUGAUGCGCCUUGGUGAAGCUGUGAUGCCCGCUCUACUUAACCAUCUAAAGAAUUCACAAAACGUCUUCUGGUCAUGUGCGCAAGUAACAGCUAUGGUUAUUAUGCAAUGCAUUCAGUCACCGGCCAUAAUACAACCAAUUUUGAGGGAGUUCGACUCGAAGGCCAAAAAAGUUCGAGAGGCUGUGUUAAUACUUGCGGAGAAAGCACUGUCAUGGCCGCCUCAAUUUCUGCAAGACUCGAUGAAGUCGAUUGAGAAAGCUAUCAAAAAUGGAAUAUGCGAUGCGGAUGCAGCAACGAGAGCUGCUGCCAAAGUCACUUAUGGAACUUUUGAGGCGUGUUGUCCAGAAAGAGCGCAGAUGCUGUACUUGAGUCUUGGGCCUGACGGUCAGAAACGUUUGAAUGCACCUGGGUCCAAGCCGCAAUCUCGAUCGACAUCUCAACAAUCGUUGGUAGGCAACGAUGCUGGAACUAUGCGAAAGCCUUUCAUGCCGAGAUAUCCUUCGAACGACCGACGAGGGAUUGCGGAUAUGAAUUCAUCGUUUGGACGAUCUGCUUCAGCAAUCGAUGCGUCUGCCGUGGCGAUGCUUCAGUCAGGUCUACGUCGUCCUAAGAACCCGUACUUGAUGGGAAGAACUCCAGUCAGGAACCCGAUUGUCACCAGUCAACCGCCAUCAAGAUCCGGAAGUCCAACUCGAAUGGGGAAUGGGCGUGGUGCUCCUACUCGACAAGUGCAACCUACAGCAAGAAUUAACACGGGGCUUGUGCGGCCACAGAACCACAUUGCGGCCUACGGGAGGCAGAAAACCCAAGAAGAUAUCCAGAAAGCACUUCGACAAGUUCAGGCGAACUUUGGCUUUGACGAAAACGGAUUUGGAGAAUUUGCCCGACCGAAAGUCCCGCCAGCACGUUUUCAAAAGAGUCAAGAAAUUAACCUGGCAAAUGUGAUUCAACUUAUUGAGUCAAAUGAGGAUAUCGAAAAGAGACGUGGCCUCGAGACGUUGAAUAAGAUGAUUUCACAAAAAGCACCGUUGAGCUCCGAUGACAUCAAGCUACUUUCGGAUGCGUUGGGUCGAAUUGUAGCCGGUGCUCGUCACGGAGUUAUGGCUUCAUUCUCCGAUAUGAUGACAAGCUUCAUUGUCACGUAUGCCAAGUCUUUCGACCUCAACUCAUUGGAUUUCCUUCUAAGACAAUUGAUACUUAAAGCGGCAAUGGAGGUUUUACCAGCUAACGCAGAGAGGUACACGAAGGUUAUCGGAUCCAUUCACGCUCACGUCGACGCGCAAACGCAAUUGGUGCUCAUCAGCAAAAAGAUUCAGGAGCCGCACACCGGAUAUUCACCCAAGGUUCGCCUUCGCAUGCUUCAAUUUUUGGCCGACGUUCUGAAAACUCCCGAUGCCUGCCUUUCCCUAAAUAGUCCAGAAGUGAAAGCUGCCGUUCAACAAAUUUUGACUCAGAUCCAGGAUCAGAAGUUUGCGAUGUUGAAGCCGAUCAGCGAGCAAGUGAUUCAGAAUUUGUUUGCAAUCUCAGUUUCGGAGUUCUCUGCCAUUUUGUCGCAAAUGCCCAAUCAGUACAAACAGUUGGCGCACGCACUUUUGAAAAAAGAUCCGCCUGCGAACGGUUCGCCGAGUCAUACUUCCUCAUCGAUUCGGGAGAUCACUCAAAAGAUGCAAGCGUGUCAGAUGACGCCAACACCUGAAACGUCAACUUCAACACCAGCUUCACUUCGAACAACAUAUGCAUCACCGACAACCACCGCAACCACAGACGAAGACGGAACAAGUGAUUCUACGGAUUUUGAAAUCUUGGAAACCACGCAACAUCUAACUCAUGACAUCCCACGACAAAGCGACCGUAUCAAAGACAUACUACAAAGUUUGAAAUCCUACACAAAGAAUGCGCCUUAUGAUUCACGCAACGGGUUGAGCUGGCUAAACCAGAUGCUCAAAGACAAAUCGUUCACAGUGUGGGAUGAAUACUUCGCACCGUGCCUUCUUGCCAUCUUCGAUUUGCUCAAAGUCGAAGACGAUGUGGUCGUGAAGAUGUCGCUGCGACUUCUAGAAAAAUUCUGCUUUGCUCAACCGCAACGUUUUGGACCAUUCGCUGUGACGACGAUUUUGAAAGUCCUGGACGUUUGUAGAAACACGAAUCCCACUGUAGUUCAAAUUGCUGAAAAGUGCGCUAGUUCAAUGGCCAAACUUUUGCCUCGCGCCGAUGUCCUUAAAGCUACAGUGACAAUUAUCCAGGAAGAGAAGGAUCCCCGAGUGCCAGCAGCUCUCAAGAUGCUUGCGACGCUUGCCAACAAUAUCGAUGUGUCGGAAGUGGGUGGACUGGUGGAUCAGGUGGCAAGCUACGUGAUAACGGCUUUUCAAAACGAUGAGGUGACAGCGGUGCGAAAAGCGGCAGUGACGGUGAUGGUGGCUUUCCACAAGAAGGUGCCAGCGAUCAUGACAAAAUACUUGGACUCAUUGCCGGCCAAAAAGAGAAAACUUCUCGAUGUCUACAUCCAACGCGAUCAAUCGGCCAGCACACACUUC